GAGGAAUAUCAUGUGCAUUUUCAAGCUGAUUUAUGGGGUGGGCCUUCGAGCACUCAGAAAGCUGUUUAUGGAUAUCAAUCCUUUGUGGUGCAAUCAGCCCUCUGAUGCAGCUGGCUAUGACAAAGGAACUAUGAAGCUCAAUAAAGAACAAGAAGCCAUUUUCAACAAAGGAGAUAUUAACGAAUAGGAUUUCUCCUUAAUGACAACCGCACUUCUCUACUCUAAGAACUGCAUGGUGGAGAUUAACAAGAAACCUGGUUUCACACUUGCUCUUAGGGAAUUGAGGAACUGCCGCAACAGCCUGCUAGGACAUCCUUCAACAGAAAAAAUGACUGAUUUGCAUUUCAACGCCUUCUGGUCGAUUUUGUCUGGAAACUUCGUUAAACUUGGUGCACAUCCCAAUGAAGUCGCAGAGAUCACUCACCAGUCAGGUAUUUUCAGUAAUCAAAGAUAAAGCGCCAUCUACGCCUAAGCGUUUCCCCCAAAAAAGUUUGAAUCAAUUUAGGUUUCUGGGAAACUGCCCACCUACCCUUCCCCUAAGUUAACAUGAACACUUACUUCUCACAUAGGGCAAAAUGUUGGGUUACAGGAGGGGUAGGUGGGCAGUUUCCCAUAAACCUAAAUUGAUCCAAACGUUUUUUGCAAUCUACCAUGGGGUACUCAACAACUUUGAUAUUGGGAGGCUCUGCCAUGAGGAACAACCCUUCACUUUUUUAAUACUAUUUUUGCCAGCAAAGGUACCCCUUUCGUAUACGAUCCAUAAAAAAUUAGUAGCUGUUCACCUACCUGCUUAAGUAUACUGCAUUCCUUUUCUCAACCGGCUUGGAGUAGAGGCGUGAUACAGCCAUAAGUUGGGUCUGUUUGAAAUAUUUUAAUUAAAGGUCCCUUUGAAUGGGCCUUUUUUUUCCGGGUUAAACCAAACCUAUGUUCUGAACCUUCAAAAGGAACACCUCGCAGGCUACUUAAAAUCGCGACUACUAACCAAAUAUUAAAUGGACAAUUAGAUGGUGCGGCCAUGAUUUCGCCCCUUGGCUUUUUAUUAACUGGGCUGUCUGUGCCCAGUUUAUAAAAUAGGUAGAUUUCUGCGUCUAAAAAUGAACACUAUCAAUUAUUAACCCAGUAACCCAGAAGGCGUUGCGAAUGGAGAAGGUUUUGCGUUUUUGCGUUGAUCGAGGUGAUUCGAUCAUAGUGUUAUUUUCAAUCGAUGCGGAAUGAUUUUAUAAGUUUUGUGACUUCAAGAAGUGCUGCAAAAGAGCUGUGCAGUUGCAAAUUUGGGCUGUUGAGCGCUGCCGUGGAAAGCGUUUUGACAGUGGUGAAGCAGCACAGAAAAUUCCCGAAUCACGAUCUGCGCUGCAAUCAAUAUGGCUGCAGAGCGGCUUUGAAAAGAGAAAGGAUGUUUAUUACCGGUCAUGGCAUAGCACUCGUUAAUUUAAAAAAAAAUGCAAAUCAGUACUCAUGAUCAAUGCUUGGGCCGGGGCAUUAAUUAGCGAUACAUGACCUCGUUGAGAGCUUGUUGUUCCGCAUCCUGUUCAGACAUGCGGUAUAUAGUAAUAGAAAAAUUUGAUUCCGUAGGGGUGGGGAAGGGCAACACUGGAUAGAAAAAUUUUUGUUUUUUCCAGUUCAAGUAUCAGUUCCUUGUACUCUUCAGAACAAAGUGCGCCGGCGCAGUCUUCAAAGAAGGUUUCUGUGGUUUUGGCCGACGGAUGGUAAAACAGAAUAAUAGCAACAACAUUUUUGAGGAAGGGUUUUUCAAUGCUGGUGACCUGCUGGUCGGAAUCGAAACUCUUAUGCCUGCAUGGUGAUUUGAAAAGCCGAAAGAAACCAGCUGGCCUGUUCGGCCUUUCACGUCUUUCGACGCAGGGCAACCGUCCAAAACAUAAAGCGUGUUUGUUCCCUCAAAGAAAUAACUGCACAGUUGAAGCCAGAGUUCAACCUCUUCUUGGGGGCAGUCAAUCACAAAAAUAAAGGGGUCUUGUCCACAAACCCCUUGUAGGUUUUGCUGUGGAUUAAGGUUGGGCAUAUCAAAACGAUAAUCAAACUUGUCUCGAAGAGGACCCCGCAGCUGAUUUACAAGGAAUUGUUUUUUGCCAGAGUUUUUCGGCCCCAGUUAUCAGGGCAUUCAAAGGAAUGUUAUGUUUGGGUCCAUCCUAUAUUUAAUGAUGUUCAUGUUCAAUGAUAUUCAUUGAAACCGGCUUAUCUCCUGCCACAUGUCAUGACCCACAAUUCUGUUGUCAUAAAUCCUUUUGUGAGAGCCGUUCACCGUGACGCUCCUUUUGGUGAUGUCGGGAUAAACGUAUUUUUCUGUGCCUCGGGUGCCUGCUUUGUAGGGUUCGUUGAAAAGCAAGUAUGGCCUUGAGUGACUGGUGCUGUGGGUUUACUUUGAUGUCCAGCCUGCUGUCCGUGCUUUUUUGCAAAGGUUGCCUCUUCUCGCAUAAUAUGAUCGUAAGGAAAUGCCUUAGCGCUGGAAUAAACAUUGGUUGCCUGCGAUCCUUGGCCAGCACGUCGUUGUGGAUAGUUUCGUACUCCAGCUGAAUGUUUGUCAGCUUGUAGACUCCGAGCAAGUGUCAGCUCGAAAAUAAGAUUACUGUACAGUUCCAGUGGGUGAAGGACCCCAUGGUCUGUCAAAAAUUGAUGCUCCAGUCGGGUGCGGUACUUGUUGCUGAAAACAGCGUUUAGACAAUUUUCGGCGUCCUCGCCCGCAGUGUUUUGUCCCCAGAGCCCGAGCGAAUCUUGCAAAGGGCCUCACUUUGAAUCCCUUCCAGCAACCUGUUCUUGCCGUCAUCCACAAGAAGGAAAAGAUCCUCGAAAAUUUUUUAAAUAUCAUAGUCGAAUGUGUCUUGGAGUGUGGUGCCCCCGUAUUUCACAGUGAAUUUGUCCACUUAAAGCGCCCUUGAGACGUUCUGGACUAAAACGUUAUCUGCGUGGCCACUGUUCAGAUCGAUAUUGAAAGGCAGAUACAAUGACCCCGGCACAAUGACUUCAUUUUUGUUAAGCUUUGGCACCGAGCUUCUCACCGGGGUUUGCCUCACUGCUCUUUUUCAUAGUGUGUUGUAAGGUGGUUGGAUUGCAAUGCCAUGCAUGUUAUAUAUGUUUUUUAAAAAUGUAAUAUAUAAAAAAACAUGAGAUCCUCUCAUCCCCCAUGAGGAACUCGCCGACGACGAUGAUGAUGAUGGCGCAGUCGGUUCUUCCUCAAUGCCUGGCCUUUCCGGUGAAAACUGUCCCAUGCGCACUACCAGCGGAACAGGCCGCCAGAAAGAGGGCACAUUCAAGAAACCUCUUUCAUCUAAGGCGCUGCCCUAGGGAGGGUUAUUAUUGCUGCUGAAGAUCAAAGAAUAAUCGAGGCACAGUCCAGGCUAGAAGAUCUUUAUCCGGAUAUGACUCAGAAAGACGAACAAGACUAAAUCUUUAAAUUCCCAAGGAUGAGUACCCCGGGAAAAUCGUGGGCAUUGGCCCAAAGGGAGGUGAAUCUCAGAUUUUCAAUGAAGACAUGUCCGUGAGAAAAAGCUUGCCAAAGUUUGUCGGCCUUUCAAGACAAGAGCUUAUCGCUCAAAAUCAAGCGGAGAUCGACAGGCGCAAUGCAGAAAUAGCUGCAAAUGAAGAAAUUGCUAACGAUGACAAUGAACAACCGGAAGUAAGGGAGAGACCACUUGAAAAAGUAGAAGAAGAGAUACAAAACGUCGUGGCUCUUGAAGAACAAAACGAGAAGCUUCGGGAAAAGCUUCUGCUACGUGAGCGAGUGAAAGAGAUCUUUAAAAGGUGUGGCUUAACCCUUACCACCGUUGUCCUUGCGCUUGAGUUACGAUCGGCGCUGUGACCUUAAAAAGUGAACAAGAGCAUCGGUAAAGGGUUACUGGCAAUAGGCAAAAUCGGUUCUAUUCUCCCCGGCCUGAUUGGUUCGAUCGUGAGUGUUUUUUAAAAGCAACUGGGAAACCCAUUUCCUUUCUGUUAGAAUGCACGUGGCCAAUAAUUCUUGCCGUGGUCGCCUUUUUAAUGGGAGAGUUCCUCAAGUGCAACCGUUAACGCUUCCAAUUUAACAGCCCAGUCAAAAUGACUGCGCCCACAAAGAGCAUCACCUUGUUUACGUCGUGACUUUGUAGUCGCUGGAGCGGGCGCCUUCCUGUGCGCCUCCUUAUGAAUUUGAUUGGAAGGAUGGCUGUUUGGCGGGUUAAUUUUUUGAAGAGCCGCCGUCCAUAAGGCACAGACCCUCCUUUUUUUGUCUCUUUGUUAACGUCAUUGCUCAACCCAAGCUUCAAGCUUGGUGUUGCCUGCCAGAGCUUGCUAUUGUAGGCAACUGUUCUCUCUGUAUUAAUCACCAUUCGAGAAGACAUCAGCCACGUCCCAGGCGCAGCUGCUAAAUCAAGACGCACCUUGCUUCGUCUACAGUGAGCUGGUAGAACUGCACGCUCUUGACAAGGUCUGGCUGCCUGAUAGCGUCCUCCAACAAUUCGAGGAACUCGCCCCGCACUUCUUUCGCCCAACCUCCAUCGACAAGAAUGCAGCCCUACCUGCGUGAGCCCGUUCGCCUUGUUGGUCACAAACCAAUCAAAUUGCCUAACGGCACCCUGUUUGUUUCUGAAUCCAAGAAUGUUUUCUUUGCCCUUCUCAGCCCCGCUCUCGUCUGCAAAACGCUGACUUUAAGGGCUUGACAACAUAGCCGGCGGAUUCAUCCACUUCUUAAAGGGCCAAGAACUUCUGUCUAACCAAGGCCAUGAUUUUGAUCGUGCGUGUAACUGAAGUCUGCCGUUGGCUCUUCUCUGAACUCAACGCAAAUUCUCUUGUACGACGGAUUGUCGUAUUAAUUAUUUAUUUGGUUGAAUGUCGGGUCCUCCGGCAAAGCGCUCACUCUCUGGAUGCCGCCCAGCUGGUGAAGAAUUCGCCUUGCCACGGUCAACUUAUUCGGACUUAAAAACAGUAUUUUGGAAAGUUCAAGUAAACGCCGACUCGUCUGUUUGAAACAAGAAACAGCGAACGUAGCCGGUUGAAUUGGGACAUAUCAUUUUUUAUCUGCACUUGCGCCCCACACCCCCUAUGGAAGGCUAUCCUAUGUAGUUUUGGUUGUCGACACCAUUGAAGAUUGCAUCGGAGGGGUUUAAAAUGUUGUCGGCGUCUUAAAAAAGAUAGAGGCGCCUAUUACCUCUUCUUGGGAGGGGGAGGGGGGAGGCGGAAAAAAUGGAAUGUCCGAUUUUAUUUUCAGCCACCCCCGCCACACACCCCCACUUUUUAUUUCGCUCCACCGCCGCUGUUACCGUGAAAUAAGCUUGGAACUGCUUGGAAUGAAUUUGUUGAUUACGAAAUAAAUAUUAUAGCUUUUUCAUUCCAAGAAUUAUAGAUUAUAUUACUUCUGACGAAAUAAAUCUUUCAGAAAAAAAAAAACAAAAAUGUAGUAAUUUGGACUCUUUUCUAAGACAUCAUAACCCGUUUGCAAGUCGCUUUAACAUGCAUCGCCUUUUUACGUACACAACUAAGGCUGUAACAUUACAUCGAAGUAUCGAUUAAUCGCGAUACUAACGCUGCGAUAGCGAUGGAUCAAUAGUAAAAAUGAAACAUCGAUAAAUAUCGCGAUAGUGUAGCGAACUAUCGAUAGUUUUGAUAGUUUCUAGUUUCAUUUUAACUUCUUUGGAAAUACAGAUACCAUUUUUCAUCCAUCUUUGAUUCUUACGGUCGUUAUAACAGUAAAAAAGAAACUAAAAACAAUCUACCGUCCUACUGUCCCUACAUCUAGAAUAUUUUAGUGUCUUGAUUCUUGAACCGCUUUUGGUCUAAUGUUACAGAGGGAUUGAGGUUUGUUCAAACUUCAAAUAUGGCAGCCCAUUUUUAUAGUAGCCCAGUUAAAGUCGCCUUUCGGCGAGUCUAGUUAAGUAAUGUUUUUACGUGCCAUCUUGAAGAGAAGCUUGCUUGCGAUGAUGCAAUGCCUGCGUUUCGCAGAUGAUACGUUAACGAUCUUUGGCCCGAAUGUUUAACACUUAAGCGGCGACUGAUUUUCUUACUACCCUUAACAGUCUCUACCUCAGUCUUUCCUUCUUUCACUAUUGAAUUUCCCGUUGACAACAGGAUUCCAUUUAUUCGAAUCGAAAUUAUUAAAAAUGGCGCACAGACUGAAACAGAGGUUCUUAGAGAACCAACUAUAACUGAUUUAAAAAUUGCAAAUUGUAAAAAAUUCGCGACUCCGUUGUCCAGUUUGCUACUCUGCUAUUGGAUAAUUCGGGUUUUAGAUCUGCGCGCUGUCGUCACUGUAGUCACGUUGUCCUUGCUAAAUCUGCGCUAUGUGAUACUUAACACGCUAUCUUUGUCCGACCCCGUAGAAAGUACCCCUUUCGGCUUUAGAAGAACAGACAUAAAAAGGGUCUUCUUAUGUGCCUAAGCAGGGACGUACCCUAAUCCCCUUAAGCGGAGUAACAAAAUUAGCUGUCUUUAACACGGUACCGAAAUAAAAAGAUUGCUUCCCCUAGGCGGGGUCAGGGUUUGAAGGCCUCAGCAACGCCCCUCGACUCAAUCUUCCGAUAGGUGCCUCGGGCAUUUAUCUGCUAUCGAAGUAGAAUUUACCAUUUCUUUUACGUUUGGGAGCAAUUUUAAAAGUGACUCUUAGUGAAUCUUCGCGGUUGUGGGUAAACGCGGAAGUUAACGCCCGCCUGUGAUCAACAACUUCGAAGAUUAAAGUCAAGGUUUUAUUUAUAUCGGAAACUUGAAGAUACACUGGUUAACGUUCCUAAAAAACCUUCCAUACGAACUCGCGCUCAGGCCGAACAUUCAGUUGCAUGGAAAUCACACUGCAACAAAUUCAAAUUGAUUCAAAGGAGCGUUUUCCUUGACUUUACGGAUAAAGCUGCUUUAGGUUCCUAGUAGAGGAGCCUCCGCAAGCGCGCGCAAGCGUGGAGCUCCAUACCUAGGAAAAUUUGGUGAACUACCCAUCCGAAAAAAUUUGGUUAUGACGUCACAGUACGCGUCCGUACGGACGCUCCGGGUAGAGGUAAGUAGAAACGAAUUCCUCCCCUCCCUCCUAGAGAGUUUUGUCCCCUAUUGUUUCAAAAGGCUUUGGAAAUGAUUGACAAAUCGGAAUCUGCUAACUGAGCAAAUGUUUGGUGCAUUUUAGGGGCCGACCAUUUGACUUUUGAUGGGGUUAUGGGUGAUUUUUAGAAAAAAAUAUCCUGCAGACUGAUUUCGAGGGGAAAAAGCUCUCAAGUAUAUAACUGGAAAAAACAAUGUCCUGCACACAAAAAAAUAUCGCUUGUGACGUAUAUAAUGCUGAAAAAAAAUCUUACGCUGUAAUAUGUCAGGGAAAAAAACUCUAACUCCAGAGAUUUGAGAAAAAAAUUCUUAACAAAAGUAAAUCACUCAUACCCCAAUCCCCCACAAAAGUUACAUGGUCAACUACAUAGGGGGUGGGGGAAGAAGCGGAUUUGACACGUUAGUAAAUGUCAUCCAUCAACAAAAUGGCUGGCGCACGCUCAUCAUGUGGUGGUUUUCAAGACUAAAGUUUUGUAUUUCAAGAUUAAAAAUACGCCGAUAAAGACAUCAAUGGAAAGAGAAAGUUCAAAAGAAUGCUCGGUUUCUUUUUUGUGGACAAACGAGAGCUUUUCGCUAUGAAACUGUCUUUCGAGGAAUUCAACCUUGUGUUCUUCACCGCGGAUCAGAGCGCCUCGCUUGUUUUGAACCAACCUAAACAGCGAGGUUUCUGAAGAAACUUGAGAUACAUUCUGUAUACUCUAUGGUCAAGGAAAGUACGUUUUUAAAAGGGAAUGUUUGUAUUUAUAAAGGUUUCAUAGACGUUUUCCUCAUUUAUACAUCGGCGUGAAAGAAAACCACAAAAUGUCACGGGCACACAACGAGAAUAUAGUUCAAAACCAUUUAAACAUAGCAUUGUUAAACGUAUUUUAGUAAGAAAACGGUAGAUAUUGGUAUAUUUUUAUCCCCUAAAAAGUUUUCAUCUGUUCGGAUUCCCUAGCUGAAAGUCUAGUCAUCCGAAAAUUGGAGGGAUCAAAACUUACCUUCUCGAAAAUUUCAGCCAGAAAAAAGGCUCCCGAAAAUCUAGGUGACCUUUUUAGGGUAAAAACCGUUAAAAACGGGCAAUUAUACCAUUUUUUAGAUGUUCGAAAAUCCUAGGAAAGGCAGGCAAGCAAGAAAUUUUACAACAAAUGUCCCGAAAAUUCUAGAUCUCAAAUCGACUUCCCAACAUAUAUUUUCCGAAAAUUGACGUUGGGUGGCCCUGAAAUGUGCAUUUGUAAUUUAUUUUUUGCCAUGUGCUCAGCCGAUUUACUUUAACUUGCGUGAACCGAUCCACGAUCCAGUUAGUGUUACCGAACGCGAAUCGCUCUUUAGGAUUAACUUAUGGGUUUUUGAAUAAAAAUUUUCAAGUAAUUAAGUUAUUCAUCUGUCAUUGCUCAUAACAUUAACUCAAAACACGAUCGUGAGAUUUUUAGAAACACUUCAGACGGGCUACUCCCCAUUCUUGAAUUAAAAGUUAAGCGUUGUUUUUGUGUAUAAACUACACAUGUUCCAUUGAACUAUUCAUUUUCUUAUUCAUUACUUGCCGUUCAAGAAUUUUGCAUGAACACAGCUGAAACCGCUUGAAUGAAGUUUGUUUUCAGUUGUUUGUUUACUACUAUUUAUUCUCGCUGAAAAAGUGAGCUGAUCUAAAAUAUGAAAGAGUUCUCCUCUAUUCUAACAACAGACUCGUCGGCUUUUCGAGCCCGAGUUUGUCUUUAUUAUUUGUUAUUUUUUAAAAAGUUGUGAGUUGCUGUGUUAUUAACGUUUAUAAUUUGUAAUGUAAUUAACAUAAGUCUACCGCACAUUUCUUAGCAGUGCACUGUACAACACCUGAGCACGAACCGCACAGUUUGAGUAGGUUAGAGAUUGGAUUAUAGUUAUGAAUAGCGAAAAAGGUUAUCGUUUGCUUUCCUAUUAUGUGUCUGUCCUCAAAGAAAAUAUACACCUUACGGGAAAAGUUUCAAUCGGAUAUUGUAAGGCUGUAAAAAUGGAAAGGCUACUCACAACUGUUCGUCCAAGCCCGUUUAAAAAAUAUAAUGUAAUAAAAUAAAAUAUAAUGGGCUUACAGGAACACAAAAGUGCCUAUGUCGACCUAAUUUUCCUUUUAGGUCUUCCCUUUAAGACAGAAAUCCCAACCCUAGAAACCUUUUUGGUUUUUCGGCUUUGAGUUCAUGUUAUUAGUUUAAAUUUGAUUCCUGUUAUCACAAGUAUAGAAACGGAGGCUUCAUUUUUAGCCCUGGCUAAAUCUAUAUAUUAAACUAACUGUAGGAAGAUUUCGAUUCUAUAUAUAUACUUGUUUUGGGAAUUCCCAAAAUUCGAAUAAUUACGGCUGAUCCACAACGAUUCGGAAGACUUAUGACAAAGCAAGAAAGAUAUUUUAAUCGGGUUCUGCAAAACAUGAAUAUUUUUUCUUUAUGUUAGAUUAGGAUCUGAAAAAGAUGGGAAAUAAUUGAAUUUGAGAUAUAAUAUCCUGCACAUGUUUGAAGUAUUCCUUUAUUGUUUUGAUUUAGAUGAAGUCCUCUUCUCGGGAGAGUAUUACAGACAGCUGUUUUUAAAAGAAAAAGCAAAAGAAGCUUAUUUGAAGGAAACCCUGGGUGUCAUUGUGGACAAACUGGAUACCGUCCUUAAAAAUCAAUCAACAGAAGCUGUAUAUACAGGUACUUUCGGGCAAAAAGAACUUGGCAGUCCAAACUGGGAUGAAUGGAUUAAGUUCUGCGAGACUGUUGGAAAUUUUGAGCCUAACCAGAAUCAGUACAUUCUUAUUACAGAUGCACUUCCUUUUGAAGAGUUGGAGUGCUUUUCUAUUCUUAGAGGUGUGUCAUGGAGGAUGGUCUUGGACUUUGAUCCAAUGUCAGAAGAAAAAGGGUUCUAUCGCGAAUUCACGUCGAUGGAGGGACAAAGUAACUUGGUCAGUAUGAUCACACCAGCAGAGUUGAAGAAAAGUACAAUGAGUAGUAUGUUACGUCAAAUCGAUCCCCAGAAGAUUCAGUGGCUCUUUGCUAAUGGCAGACAGAGCGACGCUGAGGGUAGCGCACUGUCAUUUCCGGAAUGGGAGGCUACCUCAGUUAAACAAAUCACCAGGCUCUUCAGCUGCUGUUCUGAUCCUGACAAAUUUGACAAGCAGAAGCCGAUCGUGUGCCUUAUUCUUCCUUUUCGCCAUGUGACCUUGCCGUACUUGCAAGUAACAUUAAGUCGUCUUGUCGAAAACUUCGAUGAAUUCAGGUUAAGGCUUGUCUCCUUCAAACACAAUCUUGGUCAUUUAAUUACAAAGCAUUUUGAAGUGCGCCACUUUGACUUGAACUCGAAAAUUAUCCGUCAGGGUCUGUCUGACAUGCUACGUGCAUCGACAGCACAAGAAUACCGAAUGCCUUCAUCGCAAGCUGGAGUUCUUGCCAAGCUAACUCAAAAUGAAUUUCUUUACCUCAACGAACACCUUGAAAUUUUGAAUCAGGGAUGUGAAAGCCUGCCAGAAUUUUCUGGUGACCCAACUGAAGCGGAGAAUUUCUUUGAAGAACACAGAAAAUCAUUUAUCUCAGGAAACCAAAUUUCACUUGUAAGUCUCUAUGACAAUCACGACGCAAGAAGAGAGAUUAGCAAGAAAAUCCGGACCCAUGUUCAACGUCUUCUUGAUCAGGGCUUGACACGAUCCUUGAUCGUAGAAAUUAGGCACUCUCCCGGAACUGGUGGCUCAACGAUCGCCCGCAGAGUUAUGUGGGAUCUUCACACAACGUAUCCUUGUGCCUUUUUGAAAAUUUCAAGCUCCCCCCACUAUUUUGACGAGGACAACACGCUAUCAGACAAAUUUGCUGACCGAAUAUCAGCACUGGAAGAAAUCUGUCAGACUUCCCCAGUGAUUCUAAUUGAUGGACAGCAGUCAGGGAUGAUUGAAGGCCUUUCAAACAAACUUGUGCGGAUGCUAUGUAACAAAGGUAAACGAGCCCUCCUGUUGCGUUGUCAACACGGAUCAAAGACCUGAAAAAGGGAGGAAUCAUCAAAUGUUCACUACGUAUUUGAUGUGAACGUGAAACUGGAAGACUCAUUGGCUGAUCUUAAUGAGUUUCAGUCCAAGUAUAAGGAAUACAUUGCUCAAUCGUUAGGUGGAAACCAAAAACCUAAUUUGUGCCGUGUUUUUCAUUUCCCUCUUCUUUCCAUGAUGGAGGAGUUUCGUCCUAAACUGGAGAAGAUAAUAGAUGACACCCUAGAUGAAAUGGGAGGCAUUCAACAAGAAAUUGCUUUGGUAGUCGCAUUCUUACAGAAAUACGCAAAUCAUGCGACACCAGCAUUGCUCCUUUACGAAGCCUUUAAAAGGUUUAUCCUUGAUGUUCAACUGAGAAAACGACUACUUAUGAAGACAUCAAACAGCUUUUCACAGAGCACUUGCUUAACCUAAUGAUACCAGCAGAACCGCUCCUCCCCAGAGGGAGAUCCAGUGGCUCAAGGGAGACGGCACCCGAGAAAUACACUUUUCAGCAUCCCUUGGUGGCGGAUUUGGUGCUAAGAAAGGUUUUCCGGGCACAAGAGUGUGAUCUUUUUGGAGUAGUGAGGAAGUUCCUUCAGUUUCCUAUUUACCAACACGAAAGUUUCCUACCCCUGUUUGAAGAGUUGUUCCUGUACAACAAGUACGGAAGGAAGCUUAAAUUUUCAAUCCUUUUUGAAGACCUCAAACGGAUCAAUCCAGAGCUCGCAGGAAAGGUAUUCUGCGAAGCAGCUGCGAAAACUAACGACGCCGCAAUAUUUGCCAACGCAGCAAGAUUCCUUGCAAAGAAAGAACCGCCAUCUUUCACAGAAGCAAAAACAGUCAUGCAACAAGCGUUCCAAGCCAACAAGUCGAUGAUGCGAUUACGCAGCCUAUAUCACACGAAAGGUGUCGUCCUGUAUUUGGAAAUGAAGCACAAGUUCAAUACUCGCAAAGUUAAAGAUUUGCAGACUGUUGAAGAACUGGCCAGUAAGGUGCUCACCGCCUACCGCGAGGCGCGUAACUUUCCUCCUACAUAUCCCCAUCCCUUGAUUGGCGAGGUUGAAGUUUGGUUGGCUUGUAUUGAUUGGAUCAUGAAAAACAAAUGUAAUCGCGAUUCAGAUAAGACCUUGAAGUUUCUAACCAACGAAUCACCCGCUUUCUUUCGCACCUGUGUCAGCGAUUCUUUUCAACUAUUGGAUAUUGUGGAUGGAAUUGUGCAAAGUGUACCUAACUUAACAGAUCCGGAGGAAACGCAGAGGCUCAGUAACAACGCCCGUUUGUCGCUGAUGAUGACGUUCAAAAAGGACGUUUUCGUACCUGGACGAAGACGAGAUGCAGAAGAUUUAAUCCAACUUUGCAAGACUCUUUGCAGUGCUCCUAAUUUUCAGAAGUCAUCGCAGGUAGAACUCAAGAGGCUCCAGGCUCACUUCCUUCUGAGCUCCACUGAGCCAACUGAACUGUCCCCUGAAAAACUUCAGUAUUUGUUGAAGCUGCUGGAAGAACUUGUUCUGGUGGAAAAUGAAUACCGGCUUGCUUACCACUUAAUGAAGGUUUGUAUGCUGGUAACUGGGCUAAGAAGCUACACCCUCGACCAAGGGCUUACUUUGAGUGAGAGAUGGCGGGACGCCUUCCCAAAUGAUUGCAUGCCUUAUUUCUAUCAGAUGGUCAUUUACUUUUUGAAUAUCCUUGACGGUAACUCUCUUGAAUUCGCCGCGAAGUACCUCAAAUCGUUGCGGAUGUGUCGAGAAAAGUCUCAGAAUCAUUUUCGAAGCACACAGUCUACCUUGUUUGUAGGAAAGGACGGACAAGGGAUGUCUCGUCUAAUCACCCGUAAUGCUUUAUUCAAAGGGGAAACUGACUAUUCUACAGAUGACUCUGGUAAAGUGUCACGAUUCUGGCGGAUAGACAGUCGGAGGAAACUGCUCGAAUGUAAAGGACGAAUUCGAGUUGAGAAGUCUUCAGGUCGUUUUGGAAAGGUCCACCCUUACAUUGAACUGGUACAAGGAAAUCUGCACCUUUAUGUCGGUAAGAAUGCAGACAUUGGCAAAGUAGAAAGGGACUUUACCCCUGGCUCUUUGGUAUACUUUGUCGUGAGUUUUAAUCUUCAUGGACCCGUUGCUAACGGGAUGACUUUCGCAUCGCAGAAUCCAACCUAGUUUAUUAACAUUGGCUACACUUUUAUACACGAAAGUACUUUAAAGUAGAGCCGACAUGUUCGACUUCCUGUUCAAUCCUAUUUUUAAAUGGAUUUUUUAACCAUAACAAAUGAAAGAAGAAAGAAAAAUAGGAAUACAGUGCAUGGUGAAAAAACUAAGAAAGUGUGUUCCAUUACCAAUCAAUACAGUUAACUAGAUACAGGUAAAACAGCUAAUAACAGAUUAAUUGAUAGUAAAAGAAAAAAAA
Messenger RNA from Porites evermanni, 13345 nucleotides. NCBI's taxonomy places the organism in Eukaryota, Metazoa, Cnidaria, Anthozoa, Scleractinia, Poritidae. The record is from the annotation of a GenBank genome assembly.